AUUUUAUCAAUCAGACGCUUCUGACUAACACUUAUAUUGCAAACCCCAACUUUCACUUUCUCCUCUUCUUAUUAUUACUUACCAUUACUCGCUGAUAAAUCCUCAACUUUAUCAAAAUGCGUUUUUACGUUACCGCCGCGGUUAUUUCUGCUCUUUGUUCGGCCGUUAUCGCCACCCCUGGCCAUGGAAACACCCUCGCCAUCCUCGAAGCCCGCCAGCCCGUUUCCAAAACCGCCAAGUCAUACGCUAAAGAGAGACCCUCCAGAGCCAAAGAGUGCAGUCAGGUCGGAGAGUACUGUUACAAAUCUGAAGACUGCUGUGGCACAUUGCUUUGUGGUGGUGAUGGGUGUUUUGUAUCCAAAUAUUCAGCAUAAACGAACGUAUGGGUUGAGAAAUCGGGAUUGAUAAAACCGGCGCGGAGGUUUAUUACCUUUGACUUGGUGUAUCUGGCCAUUGCCUGGAUUCCUGUCAAUUAAUUAGCAAGCAAAGGUACUUACUUAGAUUGACCUGGUCGGAUUUAAUCCUGUCUUUUCAACAAUCGUAACGUUCAUAUUGCA
Pyricularia grisea is the source of this 557-nucleotide messenger RNA. RefSeq lists its product as uncharacterized. NCBI's taxonomy places the organism in Eukaryota, Fungi, Ascomycota, Sordariomycetes, Magnaporthales, Pyriculariaceae. The record is from RefSeq and is a predicted model, not a curated record. The transcript has a single exon. The coding region runs from base 117 to 374 and encodes 85 amino acids.